This is a messenger RNA of Trypanosoma theileri, 3654 nucleotides long. RefSeq names its product subtilisin-like serine peptidase. The transcript has a single exon. Gene Ontology annotation, molecular function: serine-type endopeptidase activity. The record is from RefSeq and is a predicted model, not a curated record. The annotation marks the transcript as partial. Gene Ontology annotation, biological process: proteolysis. NCBI's taxonomy places the organism in Eukaryota, Euglenozoa, Kinetoplastea, Trypanosomatida, Trypanosomatidae.
AUGGUACAAUUCUAUAGUCUGUCUCUACACAUGACGUUAUCAUUGUUACUAUUACUGAUGUGCAAUGUAUGGGCUUUACCCUCUCGAGAUGCAUCGUAUAUUCUUUUUCUCAAUGCAUAUCUUAGCCCGGAUGCCCAAACUGCAGCCGCCGCCAGUAUUGGUAUUCAACAAGAACGAUUUUCAUUCUUAUGGUUAGAUGGAAAAAGAAAAAAAAAUGAUCUUUAUAAUUAUACAAAUGUACGUCUAUACUUUAAUCGUUUUCCGACAGAAGUAUGGCAAGACUUUGUUGUUGUUCGUGUUGUGAAGCUUUGGCCUUGUCAUCAUCAGACAUUCCAUCUACAAGAGAGACUUCAUAAUAUUUCUUUUAUUCUUCCUCACAUUGGACGUAUUUCUGUUAUUCGUAUUGUUAAAGAUAUGGUGUUAUCUAAACAACGCGUACUCGCUUCACUACAACAACAACAACAACAACGAAAACCUGAUAAUAUAUUAUUCUCAUCACGACAGCGACAAUGGUAUCCACGACGGUAUUUUAGAUUACCAUUAACUACACGAUGGACGGGUAAAGGUGUACGUAUAGCUCUACUCGAUAGUGGAUUGGACCCAUUGUUUUGUCCCUCAUCUAUGCACACCCAGCACCCACAGAAUAAUAAUAAUAAUAAUAAUAAUAAUAAUAACAGUACGAGGAAAGAAAGUAAUGAGAGUUCAAACACCGUGGAAACCACACCACUCUGUCUAUGCACGAGUUUUGUACCAAAUGUACCGUGUGCGAACCGUCAGGACUCUCACGGCACCUUCAGUGUUUCUGUAAUGGCCGGUAAUUUUUCAUUCACUCAACAUUCAUCUAUAGGAGCAACAAACACCUCAUGGAAUAAAUCCACUGUAAACACUAAUACUACUACAGAAGAGAGAGAGGAGGAAUUACCAUCUCCACAUGUACACUAUUAUGGUAUAGCACCUAAUGCGGAUAUUCACAUGAUGCGUGUUUUUGAUCAUAAUUCUAUUUCCCGCACAUUAUGGUGUGUUGCCGCCCUUAACGCGGCUCUUCAAUGGCGUGCUGAUAUCGUCAGUCUUUCUUUUGGUGGACAUGACUAUAAUGAUAUUAUCUUCACAGACGCUAUUACACAACUCACCGCAAACGGCAUAAUAGUAGUGGCCGCAGCGGGUAAUAGUGGGCCAAUGUUGGGAUCUGUGCAGAACCCUGCUGAUCAAAAUACAGUACUCGCCGUUGGAGCCCUCGGCACACUUGCAAAAAGUAUAUCUUUCCAUACAAAUUAUACCAAUACACAAAAAGAAAGAGAAGGAAUGAAAGAAGAAAUACGUUGGGUGUCUACAUUCUCUGGUAGAGGACCGAGUGUGUGGGAGUUGCCAUUUGGUGCGGGUCGUGUCCGGCCUGAUCUCAUUGCCCUUGGGGAACAUGUACUUGGCGUAGGUCGUGGUAUGGAUAAUAAUAAUAAUAAUAAUAAUAAUAAUAAUAAGAAGAAGAAGAAGAAGAAGAAGAAGAAUAAUAAGAAUAAUUCUUAUCAUUAUCCUAAUAAAAAUAAUAAACACUAUUCUAAUUAUACCGAUAUUGAUAAUGAUAAUGAUGAUAGUGAUAGUGAUGGUGUAUUGGAGUUGCGUACAUCGCAUGGUACUAGUGUAGCUGCACCGCUGGUGGCUGGAAUGGUGGCACUCUGUAUUGAGGCUAUAAGAGAUGUAAACAAGAAUUCACACAUUAUUAAUAUAGCUGUGAUUAAACGAAUAUUAAUGGAAACAGCGAUUGAAUUACAACCGAGUGCAUCUAUUAUGGAUCUUAUGUUUAAAGCCCUACGUCGAGAAAACGAAAAAGAAGAAGAAAAAAAGAAAAAAUUCUAUACUACUGGACCUUGGGGAAAUAUUCCAUUUAACCAUUAUGAUGGGAUUACCAUGACUGAGACACUUAUGCAUUAUCGUAAUAUUUUGCAGUUUAGUCGUGUUAGUCAAGGAGCCGGUGAGGCAUGUCCAAAGUGUGCACUCGCAUGGAUUGAAAAUUAUCAACAAAAAGAAAAAGAAGAAUUAUUAUCCCUGCGAUUAUUAGAAGGGUUUGCUUUUCCUAAAGAAAUAGAUGCCACUAGUAAACAUCAUAUUCAUAAUGAUGAUAAGGAGUCCUCUCUAUUAAAAGAUUUUUGUCUUAUGAAUUGGCCCUACUGUGAACAACCGUUAUUUCCUUCCGCAACACCUGUUGUAUUUAAUGUGAGUCUCUAUUCUCCACAAUGCCCUAAUGCCCAACUCGACACUUUUACUCCAAUUGUAGUCAUUACAGGUGGAAAAGGAGUUUGUAAUAAUAAUAAUAAUAAUAAUAAUAAGGAAAAUAGUCGCUAUUGUGGAGUAGGCGAUAUUGAGGUAAAUAUUGUGGAGCAACUCUUAUCUUUACGAGCAGAGGCUUCAUCUAUGUUGGAAGGGUAUAGUGGUUGGCUUUCAUUAUUUGCCUAUUCACCAUCGAAUGCCUCUUCUGUAUAUUUCAACUCAUCCUCUAAAGAAUCAUUGCAUGUGAAGUCAACUGAGAGAGUUUUCAAACACUAUGAUCUUGUAGUGGUAGAAGGAUAUGUGAUGGUACGAUUUACCUGUGAAACCACUCUCCAAGUUAAUAAUAAUAAUAAUAAUAAUAAUAAUAAUAAUAAUAAUAAUAAUAAUAAUAGUAAUAAUAGUAAUAAGAAAAAGGGAUUAAAUGUGUUUGGUUGUAAUAUCACGGUUCCCUUUAAAAUCCCUGUUGUUCCACGGCCACCACGGGCUCAGCGUCUGGUGUUGGAUGUCACUCAUCAGUGGUUUUACCCACCGGGCUCUAUACUCAAUGAUGAUAUCCGUAUAUCUACACAAACACAAACAUCAUCACAACAGGAGAAGAAACACUUUCAAAGAGGAAGAAGAAGACGAAGAAGAAGAAGAAGAAGUCACACCUUAUUUGAACAAGAUAGUGAUCAUCCACAUACAAAUAUGGUUUUAUUAUUACUUUACAUGCGUCGUGUGAUGAAACUCUUUGUAGAGAUUCCACUUCUGCAUCCCUUACCAUUCUCUCCUCAUAUAAAUGAUACUCUCAUGAUAUUCCAGCAGCAACAACAACAACAACGGCAGCAAGUUCUUGAACGUUAUUACCGUAGUGUAGGAAUGUUAUUACUAUUAGAUCCUGAACUUCCAUUAUUGGAGAAUGAGCGAUUUAUUAUUUCUCACGCUGUGCGGUAUCAUCAACUUCAUCUUAUUAUUAUUAGUGAUUGGUAUAAUGAAGAUAUAAUGCGUGAUAUGAACCCUACGGAUAAUAAUAAUAAUAAUAAUAAUACUUCUUCUAAUAUGACUGCUAAUAAUGCGGUGAAAGAUUGUAUAAAUAUCUCAUAUCGUUUAAAGGGUACAUGUCAUGUGCCUUCGUUAAAUAUACUUUUACGUGAUCUCAGUCAGGGUUUCCUGCAGUUGUCUACAAAACGUAUUGUGGAUGGAGAGUUGGUACUUUCAACAUCUAAUGAGGAACAUGUAUGGAGACAACAUUACUUUGGGCCAAUGAAUACAGCAGGUGUACUUCAGUGGCCAUUAAAUAGAUCAUUACAACACAGGAAUAAUAGUAAUAAUAAUAGUAAUAAUAAUAAUAAUAAUAAUAAUAAUAAUAAUAAUAAUAAUAAUAAUAAUAAUAAUAAUAAUAAUAAUAAUAAU